Porites lobata is the source of this 9014-nucleotide messenger RNA. The record is from the annotation of a GenBank genome assembly. NCBI's taxonomy places the organism in Eukaryota, Metazoa, Cnidaria, Anthozoa, Scleractinia, Poritidae.
AUUUUGUCUUAUCGCCUAUCGAGCCAGCGCCCUGUUGAGCUUCCAGUCGUUCACUCAGGUUCACUGACUUCAGCGAAUAUCUUACCACGAUUGUAGCGAAAAAUGAACUUUCUCCCGUUCACAGCUUUUGCAAUUAUUAUAGUUGCAGGCAUUCAAGGAGGUAAGUUCUUACGAUUGUUGCAUGCACGUCUUAGAAACAAUCAUAUUUUGGCCUCGAAUUUUGUAAACGGCCUUUUUGAUAAAAAUCUAGCUCGGAUUCUCGAUUUCACUGGACUUAAAUUAAAAGCAUUUCAAGUUCUUGAUUUUACCCCCCAAGCAAUUAGUCUCUUUAUACUUAUAUUUCCUCAACUUAGUUCAGAAGCGUUCAGAGUGGUCCCCAACAAUUCACUAAGUAAGGCGCUUGAAAUCUGUACAUCAUAAAUUAAUACAUGUCGCAAUGAUUUGUUUAUAUCCGAUAUUGGCAGCGAUGACUAGAAUGUUUCCUUUUCCCUUGUCACGCUUAGUAAUAUAACUUGAUGUUCGCUUUUGGAACACCUAUAAAGUCAGCGCACGGACGCUCAAAAAGUGAGUUUGCGGCGUGAGUACUGCGUAGUACAAUACGUAGUACGUACUAUGCAUUGUACUACUCGACCAAGCUAAGCGAAAGACUUCGUAAACGCUAAAAGCCAUGCAAGAGAGAAACCUCUGCUCGCAGGGUUGCAGUAUAGUAAUUGCAUGGGAGAGGUCGUAAUAAAAACGUUGUAAGAUAACAUCAUUGUUACACCAAAGCUGACUGGAGUAGCCGACUCAGUGACUGAAGACCAAUAACAUAACAUUUAUUCCAAAACGUAAUUUCUCUGCUGUUACGCACAAAAUGUACCUUGAAUCCCGGCGGAUUUAAACACAUCGCUCACAUCGCUUUUAAACACUCGCUCCCUACUUGUUGGAGGCCAGGCCGAUAGAAAUCAAAGUCACAGAAAAAAAUAAUGAAUCGACUAUUAUCGAUCACAGAAAUCGAUAACAAUCGUUAGUAAUCGAUAACAAGCAAUAAUCUUGGUGAGUAUAUGGUUCAGAUAUUCUGAACAUGACGAAGGUAUUAAUUUGGCAAACCGGCUUAAGCUUAACACAUUAUAUUUCUUAGUUCAGCAACUACUCAAGGCGUAGUCUUCAUUGCGUUCCAUGUUUUUGUUUCUUUGGUUUUAAUCGAUCUUUACAUGUCCAUUCAAUCCAAUGCCCUCGACUGCCUCUUGCAUUUCUUCUUUCUUGCAAUCCCGCUCACAUUGGAAUCCAAUUCAAUGCGGUAUAUUUCACCUUCACCUACACCUAUCCUCUUCGUGCCAGUUGUGGCACAUAAGGCCUUCACAGAGUCCUUCCACUUAUCUCGGUUACCCACAACAGUCUUCACUUCCUCCCACGAUCGCCAUCCCGCUUUCAUCCGUUUGUAGAAGGCCUAAAUGUAAUAAAGUCCUAAAUGUAAUAACUUUUUGUCCUUAAUGUAAUAACUAUUUGCCCUAAAUGUAAUAAACUCUUAAGCUGCCAAUUACAGUAAUUACUCGAAUAAACGCCGCCCUCAAGUAAGCACCGCAUUUGGGGGUUAAUUAGCGCCGCGGCGCUUAUUGGUUUAAAUACGGUACUAAGUGGUAUUACUAUGGUAUUAAGCUCCGCUCUCAAAUAAGCGCCGUAUUUUUGGAGAAAUAAGUUAAUAAGCGCCGCGGCGCUAAUUCGCAUAAAUUCUGUACAUUUCCUUAUGCACUGUGGAACUUAACGUUAUUGCUUGUAAACGGCAAAGUAACAGUAUUUUUUCUAAAAAAGCAAUAUUUAAGCAGUAGAAAACUUUUUUCCUGUGUUUGAAUAGCCUGAUCAUUAUGCAAACCCUCGACGUUGUCUCGGGUUUGCAUAACUGUUAAGAUCGAGUGUUUAUAUCAGGCUAUGCAAACACAGAAAAAAAGUUUUCUAUUGCUUUUAUAAAUAACUUUCUCGAGAAAGAAGAAAAACUCUUUGUUUAGGUUACUGAUUAAAAGAGAAAUUCUUACCAGUCGCGAAGUCUUGUACACGAAGCUUAAUGUACGAGUAAUCAGUUCUUGUUUUGCAAUAAAGAUGCUUUCCAUAAAAGGGUUUUUCUCGCUUAAAAUGUCAGCUUAAGCGAAAAAAAAUUGGCACAGCAUGUUUGUAAAGAUUUUCCAAGUUUCAUCCGACGAGAGAAUCGGUAGAUGAAUUAAAUUUGUCGAGUUUUCAACUCGAAAACAUUUUAAAAUUCGUGCUUGUGUGAUUAGCUCGCGAAAAGCAGAACAUCUUGACUCCACACAUGUUUACAUACUCUCCUGCAAACACAUCUCUCGGCCAAUCAGAGCGCGCGUGUACUAUCUUAAUUACUUAUGAACGUUGUUAUCGGCUGUGCAGUAGUCUUUAGGGCCUGCUUACAUGGAGGUGGGGGACGGCCAGGUAGGUGAGGUGACGUGCGGCGGGUCACCCCACCUAUCAUGUAAACGUGACCAAAUUAAAAUGAGAGAUUAUGUGGACAGGCGGGUUACCCGCCAAAGCGGGUUACCUCACCUACCACCUCCAUGUAAACGAGGCCCUUAAACUUCUCUUUUUUUGUUCUUAAUAUUUUGGCUGAUUAGAUCUCUUUUCUAGAGAUCCUACUUUGACAAGUAACAGGAUCUUCAUUCACGGUUUUUGCAGUAAAUUUCUUUAACAAAAAUGAAGCCUGAUGACAAACUUUUUAGGGCUUACAAGUUUUUAUUUUUAUUUUUUCCUUUUACAAGCAAUUUAUUUGUAAACGUUAAGUUACACAGUGCAUAAGGAAAUGUACCGAAGCUUAUUAAAUUUUUCUCCAAAAAUGCGGUGCUUAUUUGAGGGCGGCGCUUAAAACCAUAGUAAUACCUCUUAGUACCGUAUUUACGCGAAUAAGUGCCGGAGCGCUUAAAUAUUACAUUCCCCCCUCCCAAAAUGGGGCGCUUUUUUGAGCAAUUACUGUAAUUUGCAACUUAAGAGUUUAUUACAUUUAGGACAAAAUGUUAUUACAUUUAGGGCUUUAUUACAUUUAGGACAAAAUGUUAUUACAGUUAGGACUUUAUUACAUUUAGGGUCGUUUAUUACAUUUUGGCCUUCUACACCGUUCUCCUCCAGGUGAGUUUUUGGUCUUCCUUUUGAUUCUGUCUUAGUAUAAUGUCUAAUCACCUUCCAUCUACGCUCCCUGGUGGGGAGGGGUACUCCCUAUAAUGGCCUAUACGGGGAGGCUCCGCCCGAAAGAGGUACCUUUGUCAGGCAUCAGGUAUACUCGUUGAAGUAUAUGAAAGGGUAGGGGAAUCUGUCAUUUGGGUCUGUAAAAGCGCCCAAAGUUUAUAGCUUUAUAAAGCCGGGAAAGCGUUCUGUUUUUUUUAUUGUUUCCUAUUUAAAUGACAAAGCAUUUACAGCAGUUAAAAGGGAUGUAAAGUUCUAAACAAGGUCUGUGAAAGGGGUAUCAUUUGUCAAUAGAAGGUAUAUGAAAGGGGUACCUUUUUCGUGAAAAAUGGUAUAUAAAAGGGUAAGGUGUUGGACCUCGAGGCGGAGCCUCCCCGUCUAAACAUUUGUUAAGUACCCCCCGGUCUACGCUGCUUCACCUCUUUACUCAUUGGUUUCAUGUCUGCUCUUUCUAACAGCUCUUCAGUACUGACAUGGUCCAAGAGAGUUCUCUCUUGCAUGGUCCUGCCACUGGAUCUGUAGGAUUCUUCGUAGACACUUGUUAUAAAACACUUCUACUGCUCUGUCAUCCCCCUUGUUCAUUACCCAUGUUUCACACCCGUACGGCAGAACUGGCACUACCAGUGUUUUAUACAGUCUCAGUUUAAUUGUUCUUCGUAGGAUGGUUUUUGAACGCCAAAUCCAAUUUAAUCUGACAAAUGCACUCCUUGCUUUUGAGGGUCUGUUUUUCAGGUCCAUCAUACCACCUCCCUCUUUACAAACUGUGGCUCCCAAGUAAGUGAACUCAUCCACUUCUGCUAUUCCUUGUCCAGCUAUCAUAAUCAGUUCCUGGUUCUUUUGCAUUAAUUCUCAUUACCUAAAUUGUUGUCUUCUCCAUGUUGAUUUUUAAUCCUACUCGUCUGGCUUCUUCAUCCAUUCUUGCUGUUUUACCCUCGAUCUGCUGUUUGGUAGAGGAUAUUAACACUACAUAGCACAUACUCACCGCGUGUUUUCGCUUGCUGUUUGGAAUAGAACCGUGCCUGAAUUAUCAUUUCACCAUCAGGGGUCUUGCGGCACUUCUUGACAUCAGUAUACCUACUCCUUCUCAAUGAUUUUCGUCAUCUCUUCCGGAGUAACUGAUGGUUUCAGUCCUUCUGUCAGUUGCAUUUUUCCUUGCUCUGUCCAGUGUGUUUCGCUGAUACCCAUGAUGUCUAUGUUACUACUGGUCAUUUCUCUAGCUAACUGCGCAAUACUGCCACUUCUGUGCAGUGUGCGUACAUUCCAGUUUCCGAUCUUCGUAAUGUUUUGGGGGUGACCCAGUGGUCUAUUCAGCUCGGUGGCGUCCUGUUGGCUUUUGCCUCCACGCGUCAUAGAGUUACUCCUGUUAUGAGAACCGGCCACAGUGUUACCUUGAUAAUGUGAAUUUUCUCUUCUUCUGGUUUUUGUAAUAACAGGGAUUUACGGGAGAGGGUUUUCAGCCCUCGGCCCAACCCCCAACCUGAAGGACCAGGGGACCACACUAGUCCAGUCUCUAUCCCUCGACCUGUUCGGCAUGGGUGGCCCUAACAGGAGUCGAAGACUCCAGCUGACAUACUUCUAUAAUGGGUCAUUGAGACACAAACCACUCCACCACGGUAAGGUGGUGCUCCCUUUCGAAGUGGUAAAUGCGGUAUAUAUGUUGUGGUUCAAGUUCAUCCUUAGUUGAAUUUAAACCAAGGAUAAAACUGAACCACGACAUAGACAAAAAGAAUAAAGCUAAAACUUUUUAAGCUGUCAUAUCUGAAUUCAAAUUUCGCACUAACCUUGGGUUAUCUUAACUCUGUUUCUUUUCAUUAAUUUUGUACAUUUUACCGGUGCAUUUUUCACCUCACAUGGGAGGAGAUUUACUCAAUUUUAUUUAAUUUUACCGCGCUAGCUUUUUACCAAUGGGCAAUUGGUAGAUGGCUAACUGACAAAUCAGAGCGCGCGCUUUGCUUUUGUUAUGUUAUAAAUCCAACUUUAUAAAGUUUCCUCCGUUUUCAACGUUCGUUGUAAUUAUAAAGUAAUAGCGAAAAAUUAAGCAUUUUUGUUAUAACCAAACAAACCGAAGUGGGAAGAUCUCUCUCGCUAUAACAAGACAUACCAUGGGUGUCAAAUUACUCCUUAAUUCUAGCGCCAAUACUUUAGCGUUAAUUUAUAAUUUCGCAUGUGAAAUCACAAAAUUGUCAUGACAACAUUCCGUAUGUCUCGGUGCCAAUAUGACGCCAAAGUUGUAAAAUCCUCUUGUGAAGUUUGGGGGCACUCAAUAUGAAUUCCAAACUUCCCCGGGUGCUUCAAUAACUCGACUUCUGUAUUGCUUAAAGGAUUAACAAGUUCUUGAUAAAUACCAACACAGUAUUCAAACAAAAACAGCCGGUUUUUUUAGGUUUUAUAUAGCGUGCGAGGGCAACACGCAAAGGGGAGAGGAGGCAAAACAGUGUCAGACCAUUGAUUUUAUUUGCCUUUGUUUUUAUCCUGAGCUAUAAUACAAUAGAGUAUGGUAGCUGAAAUCCAGUAUGUAGUAAUCAAGCAUUUUAUGUCAUUUGUAGACGUUUACGUAACUAGACUGUUGAUGUUGCCUAGCAAUGGCCAGCUGGUUUGCCUCCGGUAUUUAGUGUUUCAGGCAUUUGCUUGGCCCCACUAGCACUCGUGCUAUUUUAAUGCUGCCGGGGGUAAAUAACGGAAUUAUUUUAUUUUAUUUUUUAUUGAAGAUUUUUGUUUUAUGGAGUGCCUUUAUCUGUUUUUAAAAUGUAUUACAGGUUUGAUUUAUUUAGUAUUGUAGGUAAGCUCUCUCUCUAAAGUGCCUCUGAAAUUCUUCCACCUUUUAAGAAACGUUCUUCAGAUGAAUUUGUUCUGACUUACCCUGCAGGCAGAGAUCUUUUUCUGUUGCUUCUGGCAUGACUAAUCAUUUACUAAGUCGUUUGCGUGACUUGUCCUUCGCUCAGGGCGUAAACAAACCGACUGCGCGUCUGGCAAAAAACAAAUUUGCACGUGCAACACACUUUUUUGUCUUUCCCUUGCCGUUGUUUGUACGACUACGACGCUGUUUUGUACGACUAAAACGUCAAACGUUCUAAUUACACAUUAUUUUUAAGGAGGAAUCGUCGUAUGUUGUUUACCCAAUAUUUUGUUUCCUGCGUUCAUGUUCGCUUUUAUUUUUCACUGCCGCUCAUUUUCACCUUGCUGACCGCUAGCAUUUCUCAUUUUCUUACCGCCGCUUUGAAUGUCCAUGUUUUUCUUCCUACGAAAUUCGUCUCCUUUUUUUUCAAUAACUCGCUCUAGCUCUUUCUCAGUUAUCCACGUUAGUGUAAACAUGAAAAAUAACGCCGAAAAAGACACGACUUUGUUGUUGUUUUUUUCUUUCUAAAAGUCCGGGCGGCCAUGUGAUUUCCUUCCAAAUAAAACCUUGAGUUGCAUUUGGGGUGCCAUACCUGUUGAUUGAGUUAUUCUACAUUGGUAUGCCUGUGGAGCGGACGGACGGUCGGGUAGGCAGGCGGUCGGUCGGUGUACGGUCACGUGAUUACCAAAUUUUCUCGGGUGGGUAGAUUGCCACACUUCCUUAGCUAUGGGGCUCUGCCCACGCGCGGCGCGGCGAAAACCAGUUGAGACACUUCUGACGUAUUUAGAAUCCUUUUGCCUUUAUUUCCCCUGUUGAAUGGUUCAAGCCUGCAAACUACUAAACGCGCUAGAUGUUUGGUUCGUUUGUUUCACUCGUGUUAAUUUUUUUUGUUUUUUUUUUUUUCGCUGCUCCACAGUAGCCCUUCCCCUGAAAAAACAUCGAGGAUCCCGCUUUUGUUUAAGGGGAGUGCUCUGGGCUGCUCCUGCACAUAGGCUAUCUGUUUAGUAAUGAUCGGAAACAGCACUUGCUAUAUUGUCAUCUGCCGUUCGAGCUGCGAGAAAAUCUCCUGAUGAGUGUAGUGUGUUAUUAAUUAAAGACGACUUCUUUCGGCAAAACGCUCAAUUAAUUUCCAAAAGCAAUACACAGACCUUAUCAUGGUUUUAAAGCCACCUUUUCGCCUCUCAAUCGCCCGUUUCGUGCACGGCGCUACAUAGCUACAUUUCAAGAAUUUCUUGCUCAUAGGUACUGAGCAACUGAUUUUGAAGCUGUAACUUAAAAAUUUAAUUGCUAUUUUUUUCUCUUUUUAGCUCUGGCCUUGAAAUGCUACCAGUGCACGCCAGACCUGACGAAUAUUGCUCAGAAAGGUAACAUCGUGAGCGUUUGUGCUAAUCCCAGUAAAACUAUCGAUUGCAGUCAAGAUCCAUUAAUUGGAAAAAUAGCUGAUUCCUGUUACACAGCCCGUAUAACAGCCAGUAUCAAUCCCGCAUCAUUAAACGCAUCACUUCCCAAAAGCGACAUCGAAGUCUAUGUCCUCAACUGUUCCGUAAUGUCACUGUGUAGCACGCGUAAGACACAAGCUUGCCAAGACGUGCAGACAGCCUUACAAGGUAUUCCUAUGUUGCAACUAAAAAGUUGCGACGUCACAUGCUGCGAGGGAGAUCUCUGCAAUGAUCCAUCCCCAUCAUCAACUGUGCCGAGCAGUGUUCCACCAGCAACAGCUCUGUUUGGAAUUCUGGUUUUGAUGGCUUUCACUGUUGUGAACGUUCAGAGAAGUGGGCAUUGUCUCAUGGAAUAGAGAGAGAGACAGCACUUUCAUUUGUUUUUUCUUUUAUUUUUGUGGGGUAGACGUAAACAAAAAUCUGAUUCUGUAAAGUUAUCGAAUAUUGCCUCUUUAACUCCAGAUUGCCAAUUGAUAGGAGACGAAACCUUUGCACCAAAAGCCUUGAGAUGACUUUAUCGUGUUUCUGAACAAACGUACCCGCCGGUCUUUUCCCUGCCAGCGGAGGUCUGUCACGGCGACAGAAAAAUUAUAGGAAAGAGAAAGAGCUCUGCAGGUGCCCACUACGUUUUUGAUUGGCCAUGGCGUCUCCUUAACAACCACUAGCGUUCUUGUCACGUGUGACAAAACUUACAGAACCGCUUUGCUCCAUAACAACUGUGGGCUCAGAAAUUUCUAUUGCGCAGUCUUACCGGGCACGCGCAUUCCACAUUAAACGAAACCGGUUUUGAAAACUAGAAAGUUUCGACCACAAAUAUGGUCGGCAGCUACAUGAAAGAACGCGUCCUGGGCCGGCAGGGGUCUCUCUAUUUCCUCUCCUUAUUCGGUUGCCGUGAGGGACCUCUAGCUGCUAGCAGGGAACUCCGUCUUUUACACCAAAAACACGUCGACUUGUUGUAACAGUCCUCACCUUUACAUCGACAGUCAGUGAAAUCGUACUAAAAGAUUCGAACAACUUUUUGCCAUUAAAAGAAUGUUGCAAAUUACUAGAAUCAGCUUAUGCCAAACAGUUUUUGUCUAUUAGUCAAACCGCGUUUUAUCUCCUGCCACUGUGUGUUACCCCUUUACUUCGAUUUCAUGUCAAUUCUCUUUGCAAAAGCAACAGAACAGUCGAGCGUAUUUUCACCAUCGGGGUCGCUGUAUUCUCAGAAAUCAGUUCCCAUGAUUUAGAACAAGAUGAGUUGUAUAGUAUUUGAGUUUUAAAGGAUUUAUAGUUUUUGUUGUAGAAGUUUCCACUUAAAAAAUAAACUUUGUCUGCAUGAAAUGGCACAAGUUUGCUGCUCUUUUCCGUUUUUCCCUGGGAGUUGGUACUGCCCUACAAGGGAUCUUAAGCAACGAGGACGACAACGGUAACGACUUGGAAUUGUAAAAAAGCAAUAUAUUUUGAGAUUACGAACGGACCAUUAGAAAAGUUAUGGAGGGAGGGCGAAGUAAAAAUUAUACAUUAGUGUAAGGGAGAAUUAAAUGAAAAAAAUCAUUCAUGCCAAGUAACCCUAAAAAAAUAUUCAUGCACUGGUC